Zasmidium cellare ATCC 36951 is the source of this 1224-nucleotide messenger RNA. RefSeq lists its product as uncharacterized. Bases 1 to 1224 code for a protein of 407 amino acids. Gene Ontology annotation, molecular function: aldose 1-epimerase activity; carbohydrate binding. The record is from RefSeq and is a predicted model, not a curated record. Gene Ontology annotation, biological process: glucose metabolic process; beta-D-galactose catabolic process via UDP-galactose, Leloir pathway. The transcript is spliced from 3 exons. Lineage: Eukaryota; Fungi; Ascomycota; Dothideomycetes; Mycosphaerellales; Mycosphaerellaceae.
AUGCGUCCAACAUCAUCAGCGCUGCUUCUCGCGGCUUCGUCGUCCUUUGUCUCUGCGCAGUCUGGCUACGGGAGCAGCAACAGCAGCAGCAACAGUACCGGCUCCAGCGCCUUCCCACCAUUCUCCGGCAACCCAUUCCAGAAGUAUGACUUGAGCGCCAAAGGCAUCAACGCGUCUUUCAUCCCGUACGGAGCGCGUCUGACAAACCUCUACGUCAACGACAAGUAUGGCAAUCCUCAGGAUGUCGCGGUUGGGUACGACGAGGGCACGCGGUAUUUGCAGGACUCUGAGACGAAUCACACCUAUUUCGGCGCUGUGGUGGGGAGAUAUGCGAACAGAAUCAAGAACGGCACCUUCACGAUCGACGGCGAGACAUCACACAUUCCCACCAACGAGCAUGGCGGCGAGAAUACGCUUCAUGGUGGAUUCGUGGGCUACGAUCAAGCCAACUGGACUGUCGUUUCGCACACCGGCAACUCCAUAACCUUCUCCUACUACGACGAGGGUCUAUCUGGCUUCCCCGGCGAUGUUCUCAACGUAGCCACCUAUACCUUGGCUGACGAUGCCUCCUUCAUCUCCCGCCUGGUCUCCAUCCCCGUCAACGAAGCCACCCCCAUCAUGCUCGCCAACCACAUCUACUGGAACUUGGGCGCUUUCGUCGACCAAGAGGCCUUGACCAUCAACUCCAGCACUCUCCAACUUCCAUACGCCGACCGUUGGAUCCCAACUGACGGCAUCCAAAUCCCCAACGGUACACUGGCCCUGACCAACGGCACUGGCCUCGACUUCCAACAGCCCAACAUCACCAUCGGCCAGAAUCUCCCAAACACCGAGGGAUUCUGCGGUACCGGAUGCACUGGCAUUGACAACGCCUUCAUCAACGACCGCUCCCCUUACUCUGCGCCCUACGACCCCAACCUGGAGGUCCUGAAGCUCUGGGCUCCCAGCACCGGUAUCCAGCUCGACUUGUCGACCAACCAGGGUGGUCUGCAGAUUUACACUUGCAUUGGACAGAACGGCACCAUUCCGGUCAAGCAGAGCCAGCAGCACUUGAACUCAACCACCUACGUGGGCAAGUUUGGGUGUAUCGUUAUUGAGACGCAGGAUUGGAUCGACGGCAUCAACCAACCUCAGUGGGGCCGUGAGCAGUACCAGAUCUUCUCGCCCACGACCGAACCUGCUGUCAACUACGCCAAGUACAAGUUCAGCGUUGUCGAGCCAUGA